Messenger RNA from Nestor notabilis (Kea), 880 nucleotides. Its product is annotated as ceramide synthase 4-like. Gene Ontology annotation, cellular component: membrane. The record is from RefSeq and is a predicted model, not a curated record. The transcript is spliced from 6 exons. The annotation marks the transcript as partial. Gene Ontology annotation, biological process: ceramide biosynthetic process. Gene Ontology annotation, molecular function: sphingosine N-acyltransferase activity. Lineage: Eukaryota; Metazoa; Chordata; Aves; Psittaciformes; Psittacidae.
AAGCCUUGGCUUUGGGACCAUAGAGAGUGCUGGACAGGAUAUCCACAACAGCCCCUCCAGCCCUCCCUGUUCUGGUACUACCUGUUGGAGCUCUCCUUCUACUGGUCACUGGUCUUCACCCUGCCCUUUGAUGUGAAGAGGAAGGAUUUCAAGGAGCAGAUAGUCCAUCAUGCUGCAACCAUCUUCCUGAUCAGCUUCUCAUACUGUGCCAAUUACAUCCGCAUUGGGACCCUGGUGAUGGUCAUUCAUGAUGCUUCUGAUUGCUUCCUAGAGCCAACUAAGAUAUUCAAUUACAUGAAGUGGAAAAAAACCUGUGACAGCCUCUUUAUGAUCUUCUCAACUGUUUUCCUCAUCAGCCGCCUGGUCGUUUUCCCCUACACAGUGCUCUAUAAUACCUACUAUUACUCCAUGGAGAUAUUCCAGCCCUUCUUUGGAUACUACUUCGUGAAUGCUCUCCUGAUAAUUCUGCAGCUGCUCCAUGUCUUCUGGUCCUGCCUAAUUAUUCACAUGGUCUACAUGUUCAUCCUCAGGGGCACGAUGGAAAAGGACAUGAGAAGUGACACAGAAGAAAGUGACAAAGAUGAAGAAAAAGAGAAGAUUAGGGAAAAGGAGAAAAACAGGAUCACGUGUUUCAACAACGUCACAAGCAACAGUUGUAUCCAGAGGAAUGGGUCUGAGCCACUGAACAACAGAACCCAUCUCACCAAUGGCCAUGUCAAGGAAAGAUAGUUACUGUGCCUGUGCUGCUGAUCUGGUCUUACAUUAGCCCAGUUCACUGUCUUUAGAAACAGUUUUGCUUGUUGUGUAGACAAAUUGGAGUGCAAUUGCAGUAUCAUAGCUGAAUUCCUGCUUCCUGUAAACAGAAGUGUUUAGGGUCAGU